AUGAAAUUUCCCACGCUGGCAGGAGUGGCUGAGGUGCUAGGGGAUCCAGAGGUAGGUCGGGCCUGCUACAUUGCAACUCUCAAGGGUAAGGAGAAGUUGGUAGCUCAAGCGGCCUACUUAGAACCUUGGGAGCCUGUGGAGAAGAAAGAAACACUGGAGACGGAUGAGGGCCUGCUCGAACUGCCGGUCAGAAGGGAAAGGCCCGAUCGAGUGGUCAAGACCGGCUCAUUCUUGAGCGAACUGACCCGGAGGGCGCUAGAAUCCCUCCUAGAGGAAUAUGCCGAGAUCUUCGCCUGGAGUGCGGAUGACAUGCCCAAGAUUUCGCCCGAACUGGCAGUUCACAAACUACACGUAGAUCCCAGUGUUCGGUCUGUGAAGCAGAAGAAGAGGAAUUUCACGCCUGAACGGAAUGAGGUCAUCAAGGAAGAGAUAGGCAAGCUGUUAGAGACCAAGAUCAUGAAGGAGGUCUUCUAUCCGACCUGGUUAGCCAACCCCGUGCUGGUCAAAAAAGAUGACAAGGCUUGGAGAAUGUGUGUGGACUUCACCGAUUUGAACAAAACUUGCCCAAAGGACUACUACCUUCUCCCCCGAAUAGAUCUGUAUGUGAAUUCAAUGAUGGGAUGCGAAAUCUUCUGUUUCCUGGAUGUCUUCAAAGGGUAUCACCAGAUAGCCAUGGAUGAGAGAGAUCAGGAGAAGACCUCAUUCAUCACUGAGCGCGACAUAUCAAGGUUGGUAAACAAGCUGUUCAAGGAUCAGAUAGGCCGAAAUAUGAAAGUCUACGUGGACGACAUGCUGGUAAAGAGCCGAACUCAGGAGCAGUUCAUCACGGACCUUAAGGAAAUUUUUGACGUCCUUCGAAGCUCUCGAAUACAGUUGAACCCCAAGAAAUGCACUUUCGGGGUCAGGUCGGACAAAUUCCUAGGGUACACGAUAUCCAAAGACGGAGUAAGAGCUAACCCUGACAAAAUAAGGGCCAUUAUGGACAUGACUCCCCCCAGAAACAUAAAGGAAGUGCAGCGACUAACUGGUAGGAUGGCAGCAUUGAACAGGUUCCUAUUGAAAUUGACAGUUCAGGGCGAAACUCUGUUCCUCUACUUAACUGUGGGAGAGGAGGCAGUCAGUGCGGUGCUAAUUCGGGAGCAAGACAAGGUCCAAAAGCUGGUGUUUCGGACAGGCCGCUCAACUACGUUAAGAUAUACCGCUCAAUUGCGAAAUACCCAAAAAGCUGGCACCAAGCCUGCCGAGCUUGAACAGGCCAAAGAAGCGGUUGGGCGAGUUGAGGCCGGACAAGCCGGAGAAGUUGGCACCAUGUCAGCCAACGUCAUCCCGACCUGGACGUUGUAUGUCGACGGAGCUUCAAACAAAGAAGAAUGUGGAGUCGAGAUUCUCCUAAUCAGCUCCACCGGAGAAGAACUAGCUUAUGCCUUGAGAUUCAACUUCAGAGCCUCUAAUAACGAGUCUGAAUAUGAGACUCUGAUCACGGGGAUGGAGGUAACCCGGAAAUUAGGGGUUGAAUCGCUAAAGAUUGAUAGCGACUUGCAGCUGAUAGUGAACCAAGUCUUAAGGAAAUAUGAGGUCAAAGAAGAGCCAUUGAAGAAAUACGUCGCCAAGGCGUAUGAACUGAGGAGUCUGUUCAAGCAGUUCACACUCGAACAGGUCCCUUGGAGUUGGAACAAAAGAGCUGGCGCCCUUUCUAAAUUGGACUCCACUUCUUUGGGCAUACUGAGCAAAGAAGUAUUGGUAGAGGUCGGAAAAAUGUGA
Messenger RNA from Coffea eugenioides, 1761 nucleotides. RefSeq lists its product as uncharacterized. Gene Ontology annotation, molecular function: nucleic acid binding; RNA-DNA hybrid ribonuclease activity. The record is from RefSeq and is a predicted model, not a curated record. NCBI's taxonomy places the organism in Eukaryota, Viridiplantae, Streptophyta, Magnoliopsida, Gentianales, Rubiaceae. The transcript has 4 exons. The coding region runs from base 1 to 1761 and encodes 586 amino acids.